Saccostrea cuccullata (small rock oyster) is the source of this 3545-nucleotide messenger RNA. Its product is annotated as von Willebrand factor D and EGF domain-containing protein-like. NCBI's taxonomy places the organism in Eukaryota, Metazoa, Mollusca, Bivalvia, Ostreida, Ostreidae. The coding region runs from base 42 to 3227 and encodes 1061 amino acids. The record is from RefSeq and is a predicted model, not a curated record. Gene Ontology annotation, cellular component: extracellular matrix. The transcript is spliced from 19 exons.
UAAAGAAAAACACUGGUAUUUGCCAAUACAAGACAUGCAUAAUGAUGAUACCAUUUGGGCUGGUUUUUCUUCUUUUUCAUGUAUCUAAUGGCUACCUUAACGACUCAGAACCCUGUACAUCCGACAAUACGUCUGUAAUUGUACUGGAUCGCGAAGUCUCCUGUGCAUUGCUGCAUAAAAUCUCAAAUGAAUCCGAUGUUUGGAUUCGAUAUCAGCUUCCAGAUGGGCGACCAAUUGUAUUGUCGGACGAAUGUAUUUGUGCGUCUUCUUGUGCCGUGUUUCUGAACGACACACUACCGGCGAACGGAACAAAAUGGCUGCGAGUGUUUUCUCAAUGUUAUGGGGCAUGGUACUUAAGAGUGAGGGAAUGUGACGGGUUUUUCGUGUUGUUCUUGGAUUCAUUGUCCUAUCAAUAUUCGACUCUUAGUGGUGUAACGGCAUGCCUAGCCUCGUAUCAAGGAUCGUGCAAGAAAUCGGGAAAAUCUUAUGCCAAAGACGCACCAAAUGUGUGUCCCGAGGUGGAGAGUUUUCAUGAAGAGACAGAGGAUGGGACAGGAAUGGAGGCAGUCUUCAGGUGUAAAUUCAAUCCAAUGCCUGUGAAUGUUUUCUAUGACGUACAGUGGUAUAUUGACGGUAUUCUCCUAAAUAACGCCAAAUUCACAGCGAUCAGUUACAGCAACAUCAAUGAUACCGCACUGCGGACAAAACACUGGGUGAACAACUUCACUAUGAGUUUUCAGGUAUCUUGUGCUGUGAAAGUUUACAAAUCAACAUCUGAGAUCCUGGCAGAUUUCAUUGAAAGUUACCAAUAUUUUGCGGGCAUAAAGCCACGUCAGCUCCAGUAUACUUUGUUUGAGGGGGAGACAAUUCAGAUAAUUCUGGAGGCUACAGUUCCCUUCAGCUGUUCAUCUUCUCUGAGUGACUCAAUGAAAGCCUCCUUCUGUAAGUUCCAGUUCUAUAUCUGGACCCCAGGGGAGGGACAAUGUGUUAACGGUCUCACAAACAACGGAGUGGCUUUAAAGGACAACCCUUGUGGAGUCACAUUUGGAUAUAAAGACAGAUUGACUUCUAUCAGCGUCACUGGUUAUAUUGAUGGAAUGGUCAAUUUUAGGGAAAGAAAAUCUACUUUGAAAAUUGGUUCUACCAGAAAUCCAAUGGAUUCCACUGGAAUUUGGAACGGAGUAAAGAUUCCGGACAUUACAUUUAUCGUGAAAGACAAAGACUCAUUGGUAUCUGGUAAGUAUUGUGCUUCUUACACGGAUCCUCAUCAAAGAACCUUUGAUGGGAUACGCUUCUCUAACCAACGGGCUGGGGAGUUCUUGUUGUACAGACACAAAACGUUGCCCUACACGGUACACGCAUUGUAUUCCACCUGUUUCUUGGGGCGUGCUACCUGUACCUGUGGUAUCGCCAUCAGAAGUGGUGGGAGCCUCUUUUCGGUUCGCACAUGCGCACAACUCUCUACAAAAUUAACCAAAACUUUAUCAAUACCAGAGGAAAAAACCGAAAUUUGCAAUGAUGAUGAUCUACGGAUUCAAAAACAUGGGCGCUAUUACAAGGUUACGUUUCCGAGCGGUACGGAAGUGUCAUUCAGAAUUUCCACGUGGAGUAAUUGGAUGGGAAGUGUUUGCAUUAGAGCCUCUCUAUCAGAUUUGGGGGAAACGGAGGGUUUGUGUGGACUUGUCAAUGAUAAUACCACAGAUGAUUUUAUUCCUAGAAAUGGACAAAAUCCUACAGAUAUAAAUUCCUUCGCAGAAUCGUGGAGAAUACCAAGGAACUCUCCUGAUAAAAGUUUGUUUGUCAAAAAUCCCAAAAUCUUGCGAGAGUCAUUUUCCUAUUCAUCUCAGGACAACAAUGAAAGUUAUUGCACUUGUCCAUCCGAGGAGCCCCUAGAUCCUUACCGUCCUAACUUUGAGUCUCGGAAUCAGGCCCACUGUAACCAGACGACACCGAGUUCUGUUUGUGGAAGUCAGGUUUCCAUGGUGAUUGAUUCUUCUUCCUGUGGCACCAACUCACGUCGCCAAAAGCGUUCAGUUCUAUCAGAUGAUGUUGUGGAUUCUACUGUGCUUACCUAUACCCGUGACUUUGAUGAUACAGCUGUUUUCAAUGCAAGUAACUGGAUCAACGGAUGGAACGCCACAUCAGCUAUGAAAUAUUGCACGGACUCAUUCACUUUUGACCCCGCUGUGGAAAUCUGUAAUUCACUCGUCAACAUCUCUUCGGAGUCUUAUAUAGACAGCUGUGUAGAGGAUAUCAAGAUGUCUGGUAAUACAACUUGGGUGGAGGAUACGCUGGACACACUUAAAGGGGCGUGUCUUACAGAGGCCAAGAAACAGGAAGUGUUUUAUACUAACUCCACCUCUAACUCCUCCUCUGAGUUGUCAAUCAUCCAACUGAUCACAGCCCAACUUUGUCCCGCCAACUGCUCUGGAAAUGGAGAGUGCAAAGAUGCUUUGUGUUUCUGUCAUAUUGGCUUCAUUGGAAGUGACUGUUCUGUCCGUGUGUCAGUGCCACCUUCCGAAUUUUCUUUGCCGUCCAAUGGAAUUUGUGACACAACACAACGAUCAUGUCGAAAAACAAAUAUUGUUGGCAAAUUCUUCUCUGAAAAUAUCGUUGCACAAUUGUCACAUUUUGAAAUAGAAGAAAUGGAGCCCUCUAAUCCUUUCUCUGUGACCACAAAUGCAACAUUCCGUCACUUCAAUCUGAUCACCGUGACGUUGCCCUCUGUUUCCGAGUCUUCCCGACGUCGACGCCGUUCAGUAGUAAAUGACGUGCUUGGUUGGAAUAUCUCGCUAAGUUAUGAUGGCGUUACCUUCAGUGAUCACGUGACUUUGUUGAUAUAUGACAGUCAGAGAUACUCGUGUGACAUGCAGACUCUAACUUGCAAAAAGUUGAUAAGCGACAGUGCAUCGUCUUCCAAAUCAGGGCCUGCUGUCAACAUUCCCGCCAUUGCAGGUGCUACAGCUUUUGCUAUUGUAGCAGUUGCUAUUAUUGUGAUAGUCAUCGUUCUCAUCAAAAAGAAAAAAUUUCCUGUAGGUCGCUCCCAGUCUGUGGUAGGGAUACAGAAGAACGACGGACAGAAAACGAUACCAGGAAAUGACAUCGGGUCUCUGUGGGUGGGUACUGACUACGGUCAGCCUAUACCGUCCGUACCCCCACCUUCCUAUGUCUACCAGCAGAAACGGCAACCCACUGAUAUAUCUUUUAACUUUGAAAACAAGAAUUAGAAUUUUUCAAUUUACAGAUCUUAACCAUUCCAAAUUUAGAGACAUCAUUGGAACCAGUGUAAAAUGUUUUAACCUUGUUUACCUAAUGUUAUCUAAUUUUAAUUUUGUUUGUGGCGAUGUUUAAUUCUUAUAUAUCGAUAAACAGGAUAAAAAACGAUGAACAAUUCGAGCAACUGCGUACAUAUAAUUUAUUCUUUAAAAUUUUGUGAUGAAAUAGAAUCAUUCCUUUUCAAACAUUAGUGAAUAACAUAGCAUCCACCUAUGGUAAUGUCUGUGAAUGUUACUGCUAUCCUUAAAUAUCAUAACUUGUGUCACUAA